UGUAAAGGAAGUGCUGAUAAUAAUCAGGCAUUAGUAUUACUUCACCACACACCAGACACAAAUCACUUCAGUCUGUGCCUGCUUUCUUCAGGUUAUUGUAGAUAUUUAAGUCAUGAAGUUCAAAGCCACUUUGAAGAUUGCAGUGUCUUUGAUAAUCUCAAUGUACUGGAAAGCAUGCAUGGCAUCCAAUAAAAUUGCAGUUUCAGUUGACCCUCCAACCAACCUACAGAUACUUGAUCCUGGAUACCUUGGACAUCUUCACAUUACAUGGCAACCCCCUGCCAGCCUGGAAAAUGUGAAAAACUGUUCAGUGCGAUUUCAGCUUCAAUAUUUCAGCACCUCUGAAGGAAGAUGGGUGACAAUCAGAACUAAAAAUUUCAACUACAGUGCACAGUUUGACCUUGGGAAAGAAGUUCAAGUUAAGAUCCAGACUUUGUUGAGAGGACAGUGCUCUAAUGGAACAGAUGUGCUAAGCUUGCCAGCUGAAAAAACAGUACUGCCUUCCAGGAAUGGAUCAUCAGAAUCCAAGAUUAAAGAUUUCAGAUGUAUUUUCUAUUACCGGGAGUAUAUGGAAUGCACAUGGGUGAAGGGAAAUGAAGUCCAACCUCAGUCUGAGUACUUCUUGUUUUAUUGGCAUAAUGGAAUGGAUCAAGCAAUGGAGUGUCCUAAAUAUAUCAAGUCCAAUGGAUUUAAUGUUGGGUGCAACUUUUCCAGUAAAGAGCUUGUUGAGUUUGCUGAAUUCAACAUAUGUGUGAAUGGUUCUUCAGCCAAAUCACCCAUGAGAGCUGCAUAUUUCACACUGAAACCACAGAAUCUUGUGAAACCAGCUGCCCUUGAGAUUCUAAACUUGACAGCAACAGACAAUGAGAAAAUCCUUUUGGAAUGGACACCACCUACAGGAAAAAUUCCUAAACAUUGCUUGGAGUAUGAGGUUCAAUAUGGGCGUGAAGACAGAGAAUGGAUGAAUCACAUAAUUAAAGAAACAACAUUUGCCAUUGUUAGCAUUGACCAAAGCGAAAAACACUGCUUUCGACUUAGAAGCAGGAUGAAUAUGUUCUGUGCAGACAGCGAAGUCUGGAGUGAUUGGAGCAACAUUCAGUGUUUCCCUGGUGUAAUGAAAGAAAAAGACACCGCAUCAGAAGCUGUGUUAUUCAGCGUGCUGGCUGCUACAACAAUUGUCCUGUUCACAGUUUUCCUAUGUUUACUGAUCAGGAAACGAAUGUUCAAACCCAAAGGCAUAAAAGAUAUAAGUCUGCUAGGAGUAGAGAGCAGCCAGAAUUGAGACUCUCUGCAUUUACCAUGAAUGAUGAUUUUUUCCACUUUGAACUUUGCUGUUAGAAAACAGGAGUGUGUUAAUGCAGAUACUGAACACCACAGCAGAUGUUUUGUAAGUGAAGAGCAUUAAUAAAUAAAAAAAAGUUGCUUAAUUACCAACGAUAAAAAGAAAGAUCCUAGGUGGGUUAAAAUUAACAACACCUACUAAUUAAAUUACUUAGAUAAAAAUUGAAUCUGUUAUCUACAGUAAGAUCAUAAAACCGGGAAUCCAUUCUCAAAUACAAUGAGUCUUUUGAUUUGAUUCUGGCAGAGAUUGUUGUUGCUGGACACGAUAGACAUCACUGUUAUCACAUUUCUUCUCUUGAAAUGAAAAUUGUUUUCUUUUCAUGAGUGUUCAAAAGUGAAUGCUGGUUUCUUAUGCACUCUAGCAAUUCGAUAUCUAAGUGAUGUCAUUGUGCAGAAUAUUGUGAGCAAUAGUCAUGGAAAAUUGCUUAGCAGAUAAUUCUGCAUUGAGUUUUUUUCUUUUGUUUGCUCUUAGAAAAGAUGUACUGUACGCUUAACAACGCAACCAUUUACUGGAUAAAAUCCUAAAUCUUCAACUAAAACUUCAACAUCAUUAGAUAUGUUGUAGCCUAAUGACUGAUCUCUUGUUUUAUGGUUGCAUUCAAAACCACAAAUGUAAAGGUUUGGUUUGUUUUUGUAAGUUCCUUAAAACUUGACUGAGAGAAUGGAAAUGGAGUACACUAUAUAGUAUAUAAUACACUACACUAUAUUGAUAUUGAUUUAGUUUUCUGUGUCCAGUAGAUUUUGUGCAGAUUAUGUUGUCAUUCUAAAGCUUUGUUUAUUCAUUUAAUGCUGUACAGAUAACUAAGAGAUCUGGAAUUUCCAGAAAAAUGAUAUACCACAGUUAACUUCACUUUAAACGUCCUCACACUACUUUGCCAAAGUGCCCCAGCUAAGCUUUUAUUGUGACAUUGUUGAAACAGUAAACCGAAAUGUCUGUAUCAACUUCAGAUCCUGGAUAAAGAUGAUUCCUCAAAAUGAUUUCAAUAUUCAUAGACUAUAAUACUAGAAGGGAAGACCUGGGUGGCAGACUUACUGUGUAUACACAGGCAAGUGAAAGUGUGAGAGAUUAAGAUCUAACCUUCUUCCUGAACUUCUUUUAUAAAUUCCAUUAAUUACCAUUAGUUGUUUUCCUGUCCCAACAAGGUUGUUAUCAUCACCAGGCUGUUGCACAGUAUCCCACACAGAUUGUGUUUAACCUUAAAAAGGAGUGAAAUACAGUAAGAUUUAGAUUGCAGUGAGAAAAAAAGAGCUGUGCAGUCUAAUCAUUAGCUUUGACUGAUGAAUCCUGGAAACCUUUUGGAAUGCUGCCUGACCAUUCCAUCGAAAACAUUGAUUAUAACGAUUGCUGCUGUUGCUGUUUUAAAAAGGACCAACAACAGCUUGUGGUGGUAUUCAUAAAAUCUUUUGAAAAAAUACAUGAUAAUAAGAAACACAUUAUUUGCCUAGCACCAAUUGAAAAGUUUUUCUAAAGGUAUAAAUAGAAUGUUCCUAAUCCCAUUCAUACUAGCAUGUUUUAUGCCUUUUAUACCUACCCAAAUAGAGGUUAUCCACCUUUAUACAACAUGUUGUUUCCUGUUUUAUAAUUAGUCCUCAAGCCAUGUGUGUACAUUACUUUGUACUCAUGUGGUGUUUAAUUUAAGAAUUAACUUUUUGUGAGACUAAAGUUUACAGCAAAAUUAACAAUUUUAACCAAAUCUUUUGUAAAUCUCCAUAAUGUCAUGUUCACUCAUGUUAUCAACUGCUCAAGUUGAUUAUUUCAUUAAUUCUGGUACGUUUAAUAGGAUCCAGCCUGUCUUAACCCACACUGUCAGUCUCUUAACAGUGCAGUUGUUUUUAAGUAUUUUUCUAAUGUACUGUAGCUCUAACUCUCAUUUCCUAAAAUUUACAUAUUCUAAUGUAAGAGCCUGCAUGAAACAUUAUUUACCAUGUUACUCAUUUCAUUUUCAUCUAUUAUCUUACAAAUAUUCUCCGUUGCUUGGUAUUAUAGUCUAUGAAUAUUGAAAUCAUUUUAAGGAAUCAUCUUUAGAAUGCUCUCUGCCUUCUUAUUGUUUUCACAAUUUUUCUAUUAAACUAUACAGGUUAUGUUUACCUAGACUUGAUCUUUUUGUUUUAAGUAUAAAGUUUGUGAGCUUUAACAUUAUGAUUUAGAAGUAUAAUCGUCCUUCUUCUAUUAUCUGUAAUAAUCUGUAAAUCCAUCAGCUCCAACUUCACAACACAGGCUUCGUUCCUUUAUAGCCAGCUUUUCUCAAAUUAAUCACAAACGUUUGAGAUUUAAAGUAUACUGUAAAUACAUCACCAUAUUAAAGUCAUAAUUACCAAGUGGUUUCAAUCUGUUACCUGUUAUCUUAAUUAUAUCCUGGUUGCUUGAAACCACCAAAUCCACAAGACCAUCUUUUCUCUUUGAAACCUUUACAAACCGGCCUAAGAAGCAAUCAUUAAACACCUCAGCCUGUUUCAGCUUCUGUGUGCCUCAUCAUUUAUGUGUGAAAAUUGAAAUCUCACAGCCAUGUAACAGACACAUGCUAUUAUCAUGUAACCAUUACUGAAGUCUUUCACAAAAAAGACAACCAGGUGCAUUAAUUUACUUCACCCUUUGUUUAAAUGCCCACUAAAUGAUUACGAUGAAUACUUUAUCAUAAAGCACUUUGCAUCAUGAAGAUUAAUAUUGCUCAACAGUAAAAUUAAUGAUUUGCCGAAAUAUAUAUUUGUGGGUUUGCAAAUAUGGAUUCAUUUACACAAAUAAAUUAUACUUCAUUUAUACAAACGGGUCAUUACAUCAAAUAAAAUGUUAUGCAGUUAGUUUCUUUACAGACUGCAGGCUUUAAUGGGCGUAUGGUUUUAUUUUUCAUGUUUAUUAAUUCCAUCUACUAUGUGAAUAUUAACAACACAAAAUCUCUAAAACAUUAAUUGCAUAUUGCACCCUGAAUUCAACACAGUUAGCUUAUAUAUGAGUUGUUACAUAUUUUAUGUUUGACAGAUAUAGGUAUUUUAUUUCAAGAUGAAAAAAUAUAAAUUAGAUAACUGACGAGGCACUUUUACAAAUUUACUUAGUGCUGUGUAUUAAAAUAUUAUUCCAAAAUUAAUUCAAAACAUAUUAACAUAAAUUAUGUAACACUCUAAAUACAAUAUUGUAUAGUAUUUGAGUAUUCCACAUACAGAAAAUUAUCAGAAUUGCCGAUGUUCUUGCCAGCCUUAUUUAAUUUGUGUUUUUAUCUUUCUAAGCUUUGGAAUAUGUAUUUGUCACCUAUUUAUUGCAGAAAAUUGUCAUGGUUAAAAACAGGAUAUAUUUUUGUAACUUCCACAUAUUGAUUGUUGGACCUAACUGUAUUAUUUCAAAAACACAUUGUUAAAUAAAUUAUUAAUAUUG
Lepisosteus oculatus (spotted gar) is the source of this 4708-nucleotide messenger RNA. RefSeq names its product interleukin 13 receptor, alpha 2 (gene il13ra2). NCBI's taxonomy places the organism in Eukaryota, Metazoa, Chordata, Actinopteri, Semionotiformes, Lepisosteidae. Gene Ontology annotation, molecular function: protein binding; erythropoietin receptor activity. Gene Ontology annotation, biological process: cytokine-mediated signaling pathway. The record is from RefSeq and is a predicted model, not a curated record. Gene Ontology annotation, cellular component: external side of plasma membrane.